UACAACGUCUUUGACUGAAAAAUUCAAAAUCAAACAAGUACCUUGUCCCAUUAUCUGUGAAGAAAAAUUUUUUUAAAAUCAAAUAUGUCUUCAAAUUGUCGUUUAUUUAUUGUCAUUGUAUUUUUAAGUAAUAUUUUUCAUUUUAUACGUGGAAUGAAAGAAGAUUUGAAUUUUUAUUUACAGGAAGUGGAAAGCCUCAGUGAAUUGCCAUUGAAUCGAUUGAUUCAAUUGAAAUCUGCAUUUUCCGACAAAAAUAAUAAUGGAGAGAAUGGAACUCUAUCUGUGAGCAGUAGAAUGUCAUCUCUUUCACUUCCGUCUGCUCUUCCUCUUAGACGAAGCGAUAAACAACCAAUAAGACGAUACGAGGAAUGGCAUGAAAAAGGAGAAAAAGAUACGAAAAUUUCAAAAAUUUUCCAACUCUCCAUAACGACAUUGUCAUUUUUGGCGUUUGGCGGUUACCUUCUCACAUUAAUUAUUAUGGCAAUUAGACGUACAGUUACUCCAACCACAGCAAGCGUAAUAGUUCUCUCGAAUUUGAAUAAAUUAAGACCAAAGAGAAAUCUUUUCGUAUUAGAUCCAAUGGAAAAUGAAUUUGAUACUGAAAAAAUGUAUAAAGGAAUGAUUAUGCUGUCUCGAGGAUAUGCUCUUUAUAAUCAGUGAAUAUAAAGACGAUAAAUACAAUGCGAAAGUAUAAGCAAAAAAAUUUAAUUUAAUUAGAUAAUUAUGGAAAAUAGAAAAAAAAAAAAUUUCUAUUUCAAUGAAUAUUGUUUGAAAAAAAAAUUGAAGUCAAAAGUAAUAAUUUAUUUAAAUGCAAAAAAUCAUCAACAUUUUUUCUAACGGAAAAAAUAAAUUUUGUUAUCAAAAAAUGUUUUCAAGUAUAAAAAAGUCGUCAAUAAUAAAUUAGACGUCAAUGACAUGAAUGUCAUUAAAUAAUAUAAAUAAAUAAUUAUUUAAGAAAUGUGUUUAAGAUUAUAUCGAAGACAAAAUUAUUAUAAAAUUUAUUUAUUUAUAAAUUUCAAAAAAGUAAAUAAAAAUAUUAUUUAGCUCAUUUUUAUUUAUCAUAAUUUAUGUAUGAUUUGCAUUUAAUGAUAAAACGAUAACAAACUAUGUAAUAAUUGUAUUGUUUACAAUAAGUGACGUGGAAAUUGUGAUUCAGAGUUUCACUAUUUACGUAAAAAUGACAACACCUAUUGCAUAUAUAUAAUAUUUUUAAUUAUUAUAACCUGAUCUAUCGUAUGAUUUGACGCGCCUCCUUUUUAACCAAUCAGAAGUCAAUUUGAACAAACAUGUUUAUUUGUAUUUUUGAGAUAAUUUCAAAUAUAUUAUAUGUGUAUUUGCCAUUUAUCUACGCGUAAAUUUUCAUUUAAAAGUUUGUGAAUAUUACGUCACUAUAUUUAUACUUGUAUGCGAAUAACAUAGUUUGACCGCAGAUAGCAUGUAAACAAAUCAAGUUUAUUGAACAAGGCAAUAAACUCAACUUGCACUUACGUAAAAAGAAAAUCUUAUGUUUACCGAUUUUCUGUUAUUAUAUUCAAAAUCAUAUGACAAAUUUAAUUAUUAUUUUCAAUUUUUGUUUUAAUUUAAUGAAAAAAAUAUUUUUAGUACAAUUAUAUUAUUAAAUUAUAUUCUAUAAUAUUAUUAUUAAAUUUAUAUAUCACUAAAACAAUUAAUAAAAUGACAGAAAUAAUUAAUAACAAUCAAUAGUUUAUUAAUAAAAAGGUAAAUAAUAAAAUUAUACAAAAUUUUAUCAUAACAAAUCCAAAAGUGCAAACAAAAUUCUUUUUACUAUUGCCAAAUGGAUACAACGCAUGUAGUUUUAAAAACAAAACCACGUGUCGCAUUUACACGUGUUUUUGUUUUUCAAUAAUCAAUCGCACUAUUUUACCCAUUUCUGUAAAUAAAUAAUGGCCAAAUAAAAAAAAUUUUAAAUAAUAUUUUAUUAUUAUAGAAAAUUAUAAUAAAUAAAUAACGAAAUAAUUAUAUU
Messenger RNA from Leptopilina boulardi, 1984 nucleotides. RefSeq lists its product as uncharacterized. The transcript has 3 exons. The record is from RefSeq and is a predicted model, not a curated record. The coding region runs from base 85 to 660 and encodes 191 amino acids. NCBI's taxonomy places the organism in Eukaryota, Metazoa, Arthropoda, Insecta, Hymenoptera, Figitidae.